UUUAUAACAGAUAAUGCAGUGCCGUCAUAUGUUAUCUUACAUAAAGUCAGCUGUUUGUUUUUAGUACACACACAUUUAUCAAUUUUCACAACAAAUUACGUAGAUUUAGGAAAAAUCUAACGAAAUUAUAACAAAAUGGCCUCCUCCAUGAUAUUGGCUGGCUUAGGUGUAGCCGCUGUCGGUUUUGCUGGCAAACACUUGAUGCGCCGCAUGCCUGCUAUGACCACCAAAAUAAAUGAGACUUUAAAAAACUUACCCAAAUUUGAUGCAGAAUCUCUGGCUGCUUCCAAAUACUAUAAGGGUGGUUUUGAUCCAAAAAUGAACAAACGUGAGGCCUCUUUAAUAUUGGGCAUUAGUCCAGGAGCUUCAAAAUCCAAGGUCAAGGAUGCCCACAAAAAGAUUAUGUUAUUGAAUCAUCCCGAUCGUGGUGGUUCUCCUUAUUUGGCGGCCAAGAUUAAUGAAGCUAAAGAUUUUAUGGACAAUGUCAAAUAAAUUGUUUGUUUUAUGCAGCUUGGGAAGUUUUCAUUUCUUAUAAUUUGUUAACUAUGUUAAAUGGAGUACCUCUUGUUAAUAUUAAGCUUUAGUUUAUACAAAAUUAGUAAACAAGUAGUAAUUAAUAAACAAUUUGUAAAGUAAUAAUUUGCAUCGGACAAUUUUGAAAUAACAAUUUGAUAUUUAA
This is a messenger RNA of Lucilia sericata (common green bottle fly), 679 nucleotides long. RefSeq names its product mitochondrial import inner membrane translocase subunit TIM14. Gene Ontology annotation, molecular function: ATPase activator activity. The coding region runs from base 136 to 492 and encodes 118 amino acids. Gene Ontology annotation, biological process: protein import into mitochondrial matrix. The record is from RefSeq and is a predicted model, not a curated record. Gene Ontology annotation, cellular component: PAM complex, Tim23 associated import motor. NCBI's taxonomy places the organism in Eukaryota, Metazoa, Arthropoda, Insecta, Diptera, Calliphoridae. The transcript is spliced from 3 exons.